AACCUGAGUGCGUACGCCGAAAUCAAAAAGGAGAGUUGAGGCACGGCGAAGGGUCAUCCGUCGUUUUGUGUGCGCGUUGCGUUAGUGAGAGAGAAAGCGAUGAUGAAAGCGUCACCACCACGACGACGACGCGCGGCAGCACGGCGCGCGCCGCGGCGAGACGCUGCGGCGGCCGCGGCAGUCGCCGCCUCGGCGGCCCUCGCGCUCGCGUGCCUCGUCCUGCUGAGCGCACCGGUGCCCUCUGACGGAUUCUUUCGACCCAGGCCAAACAUCAAAGAGCCGGGCUUGGGGGACAACGGAGUCAACGUCUUCCCCAGGAACACUAGGCGGCCCGCCCCGCUCUGCGAUCCUGCUGGUGACGGAGCACUGCGAGCGACGGUGCCGAUGAUGCCGUCGCAUCAGGAGCGGGGGAGUAGCUGUUCCGGGCCGACGAGGAUGCCGUUGCUGGUGAUGCUCGGGUCGGCGGGGGAGAGCGAGUUUGAGAAGGAGGAGGAGGAGGACGGGGAGGAGGACGGGGAGGGCCAAGAGGAUGGGGUGCAGCUCCCAACGGUUGAAGUACCGGAAAUGAUGAGCGAGGAGGAGCGAACAAGGUUGUGGAUGGGGGUGUCUCGGGCGGAGUUGCAGGCGGUGAAGCUUGAGCGGCAGGGGGAGACGGAGGAGGCCGAGAAGUUCCGCCAGCGCGCCAAGGAGAUGCGGUACGAGGACCCGUACACGGCCCUGCAGGACGAACUCGACGAGGCCAUCAAGAACGAGGAGUUCGUCAAGAUCGCGCGCCUGAGGCUGCAGAUGACCAAAAUUGGGGUACCCCCCAACGCGGAGAUGCAGGCGAGGGCGGAGGGAAAGGACCCCAGCGCCGUCGCGGAGGAGACGAUGAAGCGGAUGCCUGGCAUGUCUCGGGGGAGCGAGAAGAGCUCGAGGUCUGGCAGGCGGUCAGACGGCUCCACGGAGACUGAUGGGUACAGCUCCAAGAGCGUGACGACCACGAACGGCAUCAGGGUGGAGGUACGCAGCCAGUACUACCCGGAGCAGAGCAAUCCCCUCAAGGACCAGUACAUCUUCGUGUACAAGGUUAAGAUCACCAACCAGUCGUCGCAGACGGUCCAGCUCGUGUCGAGAACGUGGGAGAUCAAGGCCAUCGAGGCUACCGAGGCACCACAGCUGGUCAAGGGCCCAGGGGUGGUGGGGCAGCAGCCCGUCCUCGAACCCGGUCAGAGCUUCGAGUACUCUUCGGCGUGCCCGAUCACUUGCGCUCCCAAGGAGGGUUACCAGGUGCUUGGUAGGAUGAAGGGCUCGUACUUGAUCGUCAUGGGCGCCGUGGGGGAAGCAGCGUUCGAAGCGAAGAUCGACCCUUUCUACCUGAUCCUGCCUCAGGCUGUGCUUGACGAACGCGCCGGGGGCGGCGGGCCCCCCGGGGGGGGCGACAUGGCUGGGAACAACUGGUAGCGUUGAGGGAGGGGAGACCAGCGUCAGUUUAUGGGAGCAGCUUGUUGACCUUUAAGGAGCGACGACGGAAAUGAAUUUUGUCGUCACGUCCAGGCAGACGCAACAGUUGGCGGUUGUUGUCAGUGAAGCCGUUCGGUGGUACGGGCAUGUAAACCAGCAGUUGAUUGCGAGCAAAGUGGACCCCCCCCUACCCCCUGCCUCCCGCCGCCGCCGCCCUUCCUAUUGUAUUUUGUGCGCUCGUUUGUGGCGCGACAACGUCGAUGUGCCCCUCAUAUGACGCUAAAUGUACCGGCUCUGCAGCUUUUGCUUUUCGCCGUUAGAUGGGGGCACACGUAUUAAGUUCACCUCUUGCGAAAAAGAAAGUGUGAAGUGCAGCACGCACGUCUCUUUUUCUAGGCCUUUAGGAGAACGCUACUUACUGCCGGCGGUGUCAACACUUUUCCUUGAUUUAUUCUUUUGUGAUUUGAUGGCUAUCGUGGUUGCGAGAUUUAGCCGAAAACCCUCGCGGCUGCCGUGUGGCACAUGGAAGGCUCGCGGAGUUUGAGAGAGAAGGAGGCAAAAUUGUUGUUGUAACUGCCGGCGAUAUCGUUCGGGGAGGAGUUUUUUUUUUAUUUUUCCGGCGUGUAGUGGGGGAAGGAGAACGUGAGCGUGAAAGUGGUGUUAACCCGAAUUCUCUCUCUUCUCCGUGCACGGUUUUGUACAGGUGUUGGUGUGUGUGUUUUUUUUUUUUCUAUAUUUUGGUUUGUCUCUGCGUAUAUAUCUGCAUGUUUUGGGUGUUUUUCCCUCCCAGAUGGUAUGAGUUGUGUACUUGUUGCCCGCCCGGUAUUCCGCGCCUUUUGGUCGUUUUGGUUUCAGUAUUACUCUGGAAAUUUCCGUCCUGCCUCGAACCUCGAGGUUGCUAUU
Molecule: messenger RNA, 2346 nt
Organism: Ectocarpus siliculosus
Lineage: Eukaryota; Phaeophyceae; Ectocarpales; Ectocarpaceae
Source: the annotation of a GenBank genome assembly